AUGCGGGAUGGAAGACGUGCGGACGGUCGUCCAAAACUCCUAGACCCUACGUCAGCCUAUCUGCAGGUGGCUCAGCACGAACAUCGGCUCUCCGAAUUGAGAGAAGAGGUCCGUCAAGCGACUGCUGCCUUGCAAUCCUUCGCCAACGACUACAACUCUAAACUUGCCGAGUAUCUUGCCUUCAAUGGCCUCGAUACUCACCAGACAUUCGCGAAACUUUGGCAGAUGAACAAUGGCGAGUCUUCCGAGUCGGAGCACGCCAGGUUGAGUGAAGAUCUGAACAAGUCGCAGCGUCGGUACGAGGGAGCGCGAAGAGCUGUCCGCGAGGUCUUGAAGGCCCAUAAUACUCCCUCGGAGGUGUCUCUAGGUCCGAAGACGAGUGACUAUAUCACUGGCCCCAGUGCACCUGAAGAUGCCGUCAGGACUGCUCUCGUCCGUACGCCGUUGACGAGAAUCAGAGAAUGGCACGCAAAUGUAGCGAACGAAGCUAUAUCGGCGCCGGAUUACCUACACGUUGAGCACUCAACUUGCUCUAACGAGCAGAGCAAAAGGUGA
Fulvia fulva is the source of this 555-nucleotide messenger RNA. RefSeq lists its product as uncharacterized. The transcript has a single exon. The record is from RefSeq and is a predicted model, not a curated record. Bases 1 to 555 code for a protein of 184 amino acids. NCBI's taxonomy places the organism in Eukaryota, Fungi, Ascomycota, Dothideomycetes, Mycosphaerellales, Mycosphaerellaceae.